AUGCCCUCCGCGCCUCCGAGAAUGUCCAGCGCGUCUCUAGUAAACGCUCGUCGGACAAGCGUGGUUCAUGGCGCAGCCGAAACCUCAACUAUAAACUUUCUCAAAGAAGAGACCCACACUGGUGAUCACUUCCUUACGCCUUCGCAGCUCGAAGUUGUCUACCGUACAAAUAUUGCCAGCGGUCUCAGUGACAUCUUCGCUAAAGAAUUACUGGAUUUAUACGGGCCUAAUGCCCUCAAAGAGCUCAGCGGAACGAGCUACUGGAAACUAUUCCGUCAUAAUCUCUUCGGAUGGUUCCAGUGCGUGCUUUGGAUGGGCGCGUUGCUCAAUUUCGUGUCUUUCUUCUUCGCUGCAGAAUUGGAGCACGGCAGGACCAAGGGUCGUUACGAAAAUGAAUAUCUUUAUUUGGGUUUCGUAAUCGUUGCAACGGUCGUCGGUACCGGUAUUUUCGGUUUCUAUCAGGAAGCUAAAAACAUGGCAGUAAUGAGCGGCUUUGAGAAACUCGUUCCGCCGAAUGCAAUGGUUAUUCGUGAUGGUGUCAAGAAAGUCGUACCGAAUAGUGAUGUUGUAAUAGGGGAUAUCGUUGAAAUGAUGAGUGGCGAAAUAGUUCCUGCGGAUGUCCGAAUUCUUACGUGUACUAAUUUCAAAACGGACAUGUCUUCGUUGACCGGCGAAUCUGAACCGGUCAAGCAUAAACCGGAGUGUACGCAUACUAAUCCGUUGGAGUCUAAAAAUAUGGCGUAUUUUGGAUGUCCCAUAACAGAUGGUGUAGCAAGAGGCGUUGUUAUCGCUACUGGGGAAAUGACUCAAAUAGGUAAAAUAGCAGGACUUGUGACCGGAUUGAAAAAAGAAGAGACACCGAUCGCUAAAGAGAUAACACAUUUUAUCAAACUCAUCUGCGGAGUUGCGUUUGUCUUUGGUAUAAUAUUUUUUGCGAUGGUGUUUUUUACGCAACACCGUUGGAUAUCAGCUAUUCAAUACAUGUUAGGAAUUAUACUUGCCAACGUACCAGAAGGCCUGAUAGUAACAUUGACAGUGUGCAUGACUUUGUCGGCCAACCAGCUACAAAAGAAAAACUGUUUGGCCAAAAGCUUGCACGCUGUGGAAACAUUGGGCUCCACAUCGUGUAUUUGCUCGGACAAAACCGGUACUUUGACUGAAAACCAAAUGAAGGUUUCUCAUUUGUUCUGUAAUUUUAACAUUUACGACAGCGACGAUUUUAGUCACGUAUCUCAAUCUACAUACAGUGCGUUGUGUUUAGCAGCUUCUCUAAACCUUAAGGCGUUUUUUGGAUUUGACUACUACGACGCUCCAAUUGCAAAGAGAAAGAUUUAUGGUGACGCUUCGGAAUCUGCGAUAUUGCGUUACAUGGAACUGCAUCGUUCAGCGACGUUGACGCGCGAAGAUAACCCUAAGGAGGCGGAGAUUCCUUUUAGUUCAGCAUACAAAUACCAAGUCACGAUCCAUCGAAUGCAAGCCUCUCAAAGCUACUAUUUGACAAUGAAGGGUGCUCCCGAAAUUGUACUAGAUUAUUGCACAACUGUGANCACCGACGAAGGAGAGCAGCCGUUGACGACACAAACGAUCAAAGAACUGAAAGCGUACUUUGUCAAAUUGGCGAAUAUGGGCGAACGCGUUAUUGGGUAUUGCGAUUUGAAACUACCGACAACUGAUUAUCCUCUUGGAUACCAAUUUGACACGCAUCAACUUAAUUUUCCCAUUGAAAAUUUACACUUUCUUGGAUGUAUAUCGAUGAUUGAUCCCCCUAGGAAGGAUAUAGCGAAAAGCAUAUCGAUGUGUAGACAAGCAGGUAUCAAAGUGAUCAUGAUAACCGGUGAUCAUCCUGUAACGGCAUUGGCUAUUUCACGUCAGUGCGGUACCAUAACACAGCCCACUGUCUACGAUUAUGCCUUUGAGCAUCACAUUGAACUGUCCGAUGUUCCAUCGCACAUAAAAAACCAGUUCAAAGCGGCCGUGAUUACAGGCGACGAGCUGCGUAAAAUGUCCGUCAACGAAUUGAAGUCAGCGCUAGCUAAGUACGAGGAAAUAACAUUCGCAAGAACCAGUCCGCAGCAGAAGCUAUUCAUUGUGGAGACUUAUCAGUCUUUGAGGUAUAUCGUGGCCGUCACUGGAGACGGCGUGAACGAUUCUCCUGCAUUAAAGAAAGCUGAUAUUGGAAUAGCUAUGGGCAUCAACGGUACAGAGGUAUCAAAGCAAGCUGCAGACAUGAUCUUAUUGGACGAUAAUUUUUCGUCUAUUGUGUUAGGAGUGCAAGAAGGAAGACGCAUUUUCGAUAAUUUGAAGAAAACUAUAGCGUAUACGCUUACCUCGAACACUCCUGAAAUGCUGCCUUUCGUUAUGUACGCUUGUGUCGGAAUGCCUUUACCGUUAACGUUGAUGUUGAUUUUGGUAAUCAACGUUGGAACCGACUUGUUACCAGCCAUGAGUUUGGCCUACGAGGAUUCCGAAGAGGACAUCAUGUCGAUCCCUCCCAGAAAACAGACCGAUCAUCUCGUUAACAAAGUUCUCCUUUUCAUGGCCUAUUUCCAAAUAGGAUUAAUUCAAUUUUUCGCUGGAAUGUAUGCGUACUUUGUAGUUUUCGCCAGAGAAGGAUUCUUUCCGUCUAGUUUAUUGUUCAUACGUGAUGAUUGGGAAUCUGAUACUAAAGUAAUCAGAGAUUCAAUUGGACGGUUAUAUUUUUAUUCGGAGCGAAAACGAAUCGAAAGGAAAGCGCAGACAGCCUACUUUGUGGCUAUUUGCUUAACCCAAAUAUCUGACGUUUUAAUAUGUAAGACAAGGCGGAUUUCGCUCUUCAAAAAAGGCAUGAAGAACCAAGUUUUGAAUGCUAGUAUAGUUAUUGAUAUAUUUGCAGCAGUGACUGUCACUUAUUUGCCAUUGUGCAACGAAAUUUUCGGNGAGCGAAAACGAAUCGAAAGGAAAGCGCAGACAGCCUACUUUGUGGCUAUUUGCUUAACCCAAAUAUCUGACGUUUUAAUAUGUAAGACAAGGCGGAUUUCGCUCUUCAAAAAAGGCAUGAAGAACCAAGUUUUGAAUGCUAGUAUAGUUAUUGAUAUAUUUGCAGCAGUGACUGUCACUUAUUUGCCAUUGUGCAACGAAAUUUUCGGCACGGAGCCCAUCGAUUGGUAUUUCUUUUUCCUUGCGGUACCGUUCAUGGCGCUUAUGAUAAUUGCGGACGAGAUUAGGAGGUAUUUAAUUAGGAAUAAUAUUUCCAAGUGGCUUGAAAAAGAAACGUAUUACUGA
Messenger RNA from Bombyx mandarina (wild silkworm), 3261 nucleotides. RefSeq names its product sodium/potassium-transporting ATPase subunit alpha-4. The record is from RefSeq and is a predicted model, not a curated record. Lineage: Eukaryota; Metazoa; Arthropoda; Insecta; Lepidoptera; Bombycidae. Gene Ontology annotation, cellular component: plasma membrane. Gene Ontology annotation, molecular function: ATP binding; ATP hydrolysis activity; P-type sodium:potassium-exchanging transporter activity. Gene Ontology annotation, biological process: intracellular sodium ion homeostasis; potassium ion import across plasma membrane; sodium ion export across plasma membrane.